Messenger RNA from Esox lucius (northern pike), 1576 nucleotides. RefSeq names its product zinc finger protein OZF. The transcript is spliced from 3 exons. Gene Ontology annotation, cellular component: nucleus. Bases 83 to 1300 code for a protein of 405 amino acids. The record is from RefSeq and is a predicted model, not a curated record. NCBI's taxonomy places the organism in Eukaryota, Metazoa, Chordata, Actinopteri, Esociformes, Esocidae.
AAACAAUGCACGAGUACAUCCUGGAACUGUCAAGACAUCAUGAAGUGUUUGUGAAAUACCAACGUAAAUCAAUUUCGCUAAAAUGCAGAGGGAGGACAAACCCAGCCUGCUGCUCUCCUUCCACACUGAGCCCAAACAAGAGGAUUCUGAUUGUGAAAGUAAAGCUCAGGGGGAAUUGGGGGAUUCAGAGAGGACAUCAGUAAAACUGGAAGACAAAAGUCAAACGCUGGGACUGAAUCUUACUAUUAAAGAUGAAGAGGAGGAGAAGAAUGUGGUUAUCAUUAAUAAUGGAGAGGAAGAUUUACUCACUCAAGAUGGGAUUCCUGAAGUGGGGACGCUUGGAGGGAAACAACAGAAAGACUACAAUGAUAAGAAGUCUCAACACUAUCCCCAUUUUGGAAAGAAAAUCUCAUCACCAUCACAGUUAAAAAGACACAUUAAUAUACGUACAGAUGAGAAGCCUUUCUGCUGUUCUGUCUGUGGGAAGUGUUUCAUUAAAUCAUCAGAUUUUACUAAACAUCAGAGAGUGCACACGGGUGUGAGGUCUUACUCUUGUUCUGACUGUGGGAAGAGUUUCAUUAGGUCAUCUCAUUUUGUUCGUCAUCAGAGAGUGCACACAGGUGAGAGGCCUUACUCUUGUUCUGACUGUGGGAAGUGUUUCUCUCAAUUAGGUAUCCUUAAAAGUCACCAGCGCAUACAUACUGGAGAGAAACCUUACUCCUGUUCUGACUGUGGGAAGAGUUUCUCUCAAUCAGGUAGCCUUAAAAGUCACCAGCGCAUACAUACUGGAGAGAAACCUUACUCCUGUUCUGACUGUGGGAAGUGUUUUACUGGAUCAGCUAGUCUUAAUAGUCAUAAAAGACUGCACACAGGUGAGAAGCCUUACUUCUGUUCUUACUGUGGGAGGAAUUUCACUCUAUUAGGUUGUCUUAAAGUUCACCAGCGCAUACACACAGGUGAGAGGCCUUACUCUUGUUCUGAAUGUGGGAAGAGUUUCUCUCAAAUAGAUGGCCUUAAAUGUCACCAGCACAUACAUACUGGAGAGAGGCCUUACUUUUGUUCUGACUGUGGGAAGAGUUUCUCUCGAUUAGGUAGCCUUAAAUGUCACCAGCGCAUUCAUACUGGAGAGAAACCUUACUUCUGUUCUGACUGUGGGAAGUGUUUCAUUAAAUCAUCUCAUCUUGUUAGUCAUCAGAGACUGCACACGGGUGAGAGGCCUUUCUCCUGUUCUGACUGUGGGAAGAGUUUCUCUCAAUUAGGUCAUCUUAAACGUCACCAGCGCAUACAUAGAGAACAGUAAUACCAGACAUUUGACACUGGAGAUUAAUUUUGACAUUUGACAGACUUGACUGAGAGGAUAAGCAAGUGUUUUACAGCAUCAAGCAGUUCAACUGUCUGUUCUUGAGAUUACCACAAAUGAAGAUAUGUCUUGUUAGAAUAUGGGCGUGAGAAACAUAACACAACACAAAGUGCUUAUUUACUUUAACAAAAUACAAUAGAUGGGAUGUGGGUCCCACACAUCCUGUCCAUACCUCCUGAUAGGUGUUUUCCAUGUGACUGUCAUAGACUAGAUGAA